UCGCCAUGUCUUGGUCUCCGGCCGUCUUCUUCGGCUGCGCGCUGGCUGCCCUUUUCGCACCAGGCCUAGCUCUGGAUGUCAAGGACUUUGCCUAUGACUACGCCCCGUAUCUCCGCUUCGAUAGCAAGGAAGGGACGGGCGACCGGUGCCCCCACAACGCCUCCGACUACUACCACGUGCGCAAGGCGGGCGACGCGUCCCGCCAGUGCAACGAGGACUAUGCCACGGUGUCCAACGGCGACAUCCCCACCUACUGGCACGCCAUGACAUGCGGCUACCACCUCCACAUAGCAUACUGGACCUUCUACGGCUACAACCACGACUGCGACUGCUGCUCCGGCGAGCGAGACGCCUGGUGGGAGUUCGUCGUCGUCAAGGUCCGUGACUGGGACCUGCAGCCGCACAUGCACGAGGUCAUGUUCGGCCAGAAGAAGGGCUGGUACACGAGAAUCCCAGGUCACUACGAGGUCCACGACACCACGCACCCCGUGGCCUACGUCGGCAAGACCUCCCACGGGACCUACCACGACGACGGAGGCACCGGCACCUGCUGCUACUUCGAGGACUUCAGGAACCCGGGUUCGUUGAUGCGUUGGAAGUUCUGACUCCACA
Molecule: messenger RNA, 612 nt
Organism: Penaeus vannamei (Pacific white shrimp)
Lineage: Eukaryota; Metazoa; Arthropoda; Malacostraca; Decapoda; Penaeidae
Source: RefSeq, a predicted model, not a curated record